AUGACCAGUGUGAGUGAAGAAGAAUUGUUGGCGUCGUACCCCCAAAUUACUGCCCCGACUAAGCAGACGGGGUACACUCUGAACCUCACCGAUGAGCAGAGAAAGGUCAUGGAGCAAGUCCGGUUGAUCUUGCUGGCCGAGGGGUACACGAAGAGACUAGACGACGCUCUGUUGUUGCGUUUCUGCCGGGCCCGGAAGUUCGACAUUGAGAAGACCCUCGCCAUGUUUAAAGAAUGUGAAAAGUGGCGGAAAGACUUCGGCACCGAUACCAUUCUCACCGAUUUCCACUACACCGAGAAGCCGUUGGUGGCGAAAAUGUACCCCCAAUACUACCACAAGACCGACAAGGACGGUCGUCCCGUUUACUACGAAGAAUUGGGUAAGGUCGAUUUGGUUGAGAUGCUUAAAUACACCACUCAGGACAGAAUGUUGAGGAACUUGGUGUGGGAGUACGAAUCGUUUACUCUUUACCGGUUGCCGGCGUGCUCGCGUAAAGCCGGUUACCUUGUGGAAACCUCGUGUACUAUUUUGGACUUGAAGGGGAUCUCGUUGACGCUGGCGUACAAUGUUAUUGGCUACGUUAAGGAGGCGCUGAAGAUCGGUCAAGACUACUACCCCGAGAGAAUGGGCAAAUUUUACCUCAUCAACGCCCCCUUUGGCUUCUCCACCGCAUUCAAGUUGUUCAAGCCGUUCCUUGACCCCGUCACCGUGGCCAAGAUCCACAUCUUGGGCUCGCUGUAUGCGAAGGAGUUGCUUAAGCAAAUUCCCGCGGAAAACUUGCCGAAAAAGUUUGGCGGCAAGUCCGACUACAACGACCAGGAAUUGGCCUUGAGCGACGUCGGUCCCUGGAGAGAAGAAAAGUACAUUGGGCCCGAAGGUCCCGCCCCCAAGUCGUUCUAA
Messenger RNA from Diutina rugosa, 900 nucleotides. RefSeq names its product phosphatidylinositol/phosphatidylcholine transfer protein (gene SEC14). The transcript has a single exon. The coding region runs from base 1 to 900 and encodes 299 amino acids. The record is from RefSeq and is a predicted model, not a curated record. NCBI's taxonomy places the organism in Eukaryota, Fungi, Ascomycota, Pichiomycetes, Serinales, Debaryomycetaceae.